Coregonus sp. 'balchen' is the source of this 3291-nucleotide messenger RNA. Lineage: Eukaryota; Metazoa; Chordata; Actinopteri; Salmoniformes; Salmonidae. The record is from the annotation of a GenBank genome assembly.
AUGAGCCUGGUCUGUGUUCAGUUGGGACUAUUUGCAUUUUGGAUAUUUGGUUCCUGGGGUUGGUUGAGUAACAAAUGCAUUCUCUAUGAGAAAGUGAAUUACUGGCUGUACAUUCAUGCUAACUGCCCAAGCAUGAUCGGAUUCACUGCCAGUUGCUGGGAUAUAUGUGACCUCAAAGUCAACCUCUCUGUUGUUCCGUCAAACUACCAGACCCUCUGUCUCGAGAUCAGGAGUGGAUACGUAAUGCAAUCUGGCGCUCUCUCUCGAUUCUAUGCUCUUGAGAGACUUCACCUACAGGGCUUUCUACCCACGAUUCUCCAUGGCACCUUCAAGGGACUGUCCAGUGUAAAGACACUCUCUCUGAACGGUAAGGGCAUGAUACAGUGUAACAAUGCAUCGCUUCUAUCCAACACUUUCAGUGACCUGACUAAUCUGGAGGAACUUUCCAUUGAGGAUUGCAUGCUUUCUGCGAUGGCACUGGACGUAUUUGGAGGGAUCCCCCUUUUGAAGAAACUCACAGUCAACAGAUGUUGUACACAUGAGCUAUCUGAUUUGCUAUGCAGGAUAGUUAAUAUGUCACAGUCAAUAACAAGCCUGACAUUUAAGUCAGAGGAUAUAGUCACUUUGAGAGCCCCAAACUGCUGUGACACCAAAGGAGCUGUUCUUGAGCUUCCUCCUUUCUAUCGUCUUCAAGAGGUGAAGUUUUCAUUCCCUAAUGCUCAUCACUUAGAAAAAGGUGCAUUCAAAUGCUUUGAAAACAUCACAGAUCUCUGUGUCCAUAGUUGAUGAGCCACAGACACAGCUUCUGCAGUCUGGCAUCAGAAGACUACAGGCGUUUGUUUUUAACAACAAAUGUAUUUCCUUUGAGUCAGUUUGUGAAACAGUAUUCAAACUCUCAAUCGUAGAAAUUGAUGUAAGUAAUUAUACAUUCUGGAACAACACCACAUCUGCUGUGAGAAACUGCCAGGGGAUAAAGAGGAUUCAUUUAAAUUAUUAUGAACAUGAACGUGAUGCAAUUAACUUAAGUUUGAUCCAUUAUUUGAAGAAUCUUGUUGAUAUGGGUGUUUUCCUUCCUAAGGCUGAAGUUGAAAUCAAUAUGCUUUGUGACACUCAAAAGGGUCCCGUUAUGUGGCUGAAAAAACUGUGGCUGUUUAGCUUUCACAUCAAAAACAUUGCCUCAGAGCAGUUUGGUUGCUUGAAGAAUCUGGAACAGCUGAUUUUGUCAGGAAAUCAGAUUACCAGUGUUGCAGACUUUACAUUUAAGGAACUAGCUAAAUUGAGGUUCCUAGACCUACAGAAUAACAAGAUCUCUCAGAUAUCAGAGAACAGUUUCUUUGGCCUGCAUGGCUUGGAGACCCUAAUUCUGGAACUAAACCCACUUGAAACAAUUGAAGCAUUUGCCUUCAUCCACCUCACUUUGUUGAAGCACGUAUGUUUAGGGGACUUUCAACCUUUGCCUAGUUAGUUGGAGAGUAGCGUGAGUGUGAAUCUGACACACAUAUUUGGUGUCUUCCCUCAAGGGUUAAUGCAAAUUAACAUUUCUUCCAUGUGGUACACCCUCAACAUCAUCAUCGGCAGCAACAGCACACCAAAACCAGGGAUUUCCCUUCAGCUCAGUGCCACAACUGUAUCCUUCCAGGACUACUGGAGACCGUUUUUCCAGUCCGUCAUCAGCCUCACAGCCAUAACAGAACGCCUCCUGUGUGGGUCUCAUUUUGCCGCAAGAUACUUCACCUCCCUCCAGUACUUUGGCUUCAUGUCUGUGCUGUCAGCCAAAUUUGUGGACAUGACUGACCUGAACACACUUGUGGAGCUGAGGUAUCUAUUUAUCCAUUUACUUAACGGUCGAGUGAGGACAAACAGCUGUAUAGUUUCAAAAGUAUACUAUAAAUUAGAUUUUAAAGCUGUACUGUAUGCAAGCCAUCCAAGUCUGGCCUGCCUGCAUUUUUUAAAAGUAUGAAUGGGGUUUAAGAGCAGUAGUGGUCUAAAGAAUAAGAAGAAGUAUGACAGAUUAUUUCAGAAGUGCACUUACAAGGUAAUUGAUUAUAAUCCAACUGUAGGUAUCUGAUGCUAAAGGGAGUGGAACUCUACCGGCAGCCAGGGCUGGCCAUUAUGUUCCACAACCUCACCAAGCUGGAGACCCUGAACCUGAUCACCUGCAGGAUCCUCAGUCUGGAGGAGGAGAUGAGCAGAGACCUGCAUUCCCUCAGGUAGAUAAUAGAAACACCCACCCAUAUGAAGGCGCAGGCGGAGUUUGAACCCAUCCCACUGAGCACAGACGUCAGUUCAACGUCUAGUUUUGAUUUACAUUUAGUUGAGCUGUCAACUAACCGUGAAUUCAACGUGAAGUCAACAACAUAUGUCACCAUGUCAUUGGAUUUAGGGUAAAAGUUGGGUGAAAACAAAUACGAAAUGCCCUUACGUUGAUUACUUUUUGCAAAUCCAAUCAGUUUUCCAACAUUGGAAACAACUUUGAUUCAACCAGUUUUUGCCCAGUGGGAUGCCACAAGGGGCCAUUAGUGGUCUGGAUUUACCACCACAAGACAAGAAUCCGGCAUUACGAGCUACAACUAGUGUGCAAGCUGGCCUCCGUUUGCGCCCUAAGAGUGAACUGUUUUCUGCCUUCUCCUCAGGCAGAUGUCAGUCCACAUCCCAGAGGAGUUCAGUGUGUUGGAGAGCUUCCCAGAGCCGCUGACCAACCUGAGGUACCUGCUACUCUACAGUUUUCGCCUGGACUGCAGCUGUGACAAUGCCUGGCUGGUCGCCUGGGCCGAGAGACAGCCACAUGUCCAGGUCGUCUUUUAUCACCCUGGGGAAGCAGACGUGACAUGUAAAAACGAGAAUGGAAUCCAGAACUUUGCCAGGUAAGAAGAAAGAUGUACUGAUAAUGAGGAGCAUGCCAUUUAUUGUACAACCAUAGAGGCAACACAUGCCUAGAACACCAGCAUGGCCGUUUAGCAUUUGGACUUGUCAUCUAGGCCUGGAUGUACAGCCACAACCUGUUUUAAAAGCUUUCUCUAUUGAUGGCGUCGAUAAUAUGAGUAUUCUAAGUGUCAAGGGAUGUCUUUGUUACCAUCAUUGCGCCGUCCAUCACAGGUACUCAGCAGCUAACUGUUCCCUGGACGUGGGCUUUGUCCUGUUCCUCUGCACCUCGCUGGGCCUGCUCCUCUUCAUGCUGCUGGUGCUCCAUCAGCUGGCUCGGGAAUACCUGCUGGCCUUCUGCCACAUCAUCCGCGGCUGGCUGGAGGAGGCUGUACGGAGGCCCAACCCCAGGGGGCACUACCACUAUGA